Bacidia gigantensis is the source of this 2919-nucleotide messenger RNA. RefSeq lists its product as uncharacterized. The record is from RefSeq and is a predicted model, not a curated record. NCBI's taxonomy places the organism in Eukaryota, Fungi, Ascomycota, Lecanoromycetes, Lecanorales, Ramalinaceae. The transcript has 6 exons. The coding region runs from base 1 to 2919 and encodes 972 amino acids.
AUGGCUGAAGCUGUUGCAAUCGCAGCAAGUGUGAUCGCUAUUGUUCAAAUCGCGGAUCGAAUUAUUGGCUUGUGCAAGUCCUACAUUUCGAGCGCACGAGAUCUGGCCUCCGAACUUCGUGUCGUAUUGAUCGAGACUUCAAGCAUAAAGACUACUUUCGAAACAUUGCAAUUCCUGUCCUGCCACACCAGCGGAGCAUCCGCAAUACUGAGCGCCUUAUCUAGCAAUGGUGGACCUAUCUCAGGGUGUUAUGAGGCCAUUGCAAAACUUGAAAAGCUUUUAAGCAUCGACCAGAGCCAGCCAGAGGGUCAUCCCAAAACCAAGAAACAGAAAGCAAAGGCUGCCUGGGCAGCGCUAGCUUGGCCACUGAAGGAGAGCAAAGCAAAAAAGCUGCUUGCAGACAUAGCGCGAUACAGAGAUACUAUUACCAUGGCUAUUACUACAGAUUCUGCAUUCGUCAGCCAAGACAUCAAAGACCUCAAAGUAAAGACGAUGCAGGUCUACGAAAAGCUCACGGACAGCGAACGCCAAGACAUUUUCAGAUGGCUCCAAAAGACUGACCCAUCGCCUUUGCAUCAUCGAAACCAGGAUCUGUACGAACCAGGUACGGGUGACUGGAUGAAACGGCAUCCAGAAUGGACUAGCUGGUUGGACUUGACUCAACGCUGUCUUUGGAUCCAUGGAAUUCCAGGUGCUGGUAAAUCUGUUUUGUUCUCCCAUCUGGUUGAAGCUGUUCGAGAACACUGCGAUCAUCAAGAUGAAGCUAUACCAUUUCUACGAUGGCUGGUUUCUCAGAUUUGCCGGCAGGCAAAGCAGGUACCCUCAAGCGUCACUCGUAUGUACAACCAUGGCGGGGAGCCAAGUCUAAAAGAUCUACAACAAGCUGUCAUAGACAGUCUCGACCUUUUUGAAACAACAUACAUCAUGGUAGAUGCGAUCGAUGAAAGCAAUCCCAGAGAGAGCCUGCUCAAGGUCUUCCAAGACUUCGUUACCGAUCAUCGACUCAGGAAUGUUCAGCUUUUGGCAACAAGUCGGGAAUAUAUUGAUAUCGAGCGCGUAAUGAAGGGUAUCUCUGUACCAAUCUCAAUGGCGAACCCUUACGUGGAGCACGAUAUCAAAAUCUGCGUUCAUUCUCUGCUUGAUACAAUUCACUAUUUCGCCAGUUGGCCUAAAGAUCUUUUGACAGAAGUUGAGGAGGCAAUUCAGAAAGGCGCCAAAGGAAUGUUUCGCUGGGCCGUAUGUCAAGUCGACGCACUCAAACGACUCAAACCCGACCCUCAAAUCGUCCAUAAAGCCUUAAGAAACCUGCCCGAAACAUUGGACGAGACGUACGAUCGGAUUCUGGACAUUCCGGACAAAGACCAAAUGUUUGUGCAUCAUGCGCUUCAGUGGGUCUGUUACCAUGGUGACAUGCAUGGCGGCUGUGGAAUGCCUUGUGAUGUGUUACUCCAAGCUGUGAAUGCAAGUAUGGCGAAGUCUACCGCUGAGAACAAUGACCGCAUUUACAACAAUGAGACACUCAGGGAGCUAUGUGGGUGUCUUAUUAAUAUUGUAAGCGAUUGUGGGUUCAUUAAUGCGAACGACUCCUCUUUGGUAGUCGCCUUUGCCCACUACACCGUUCGAGAAUGGCUCGAAUCGAGUCGUACCUCUAAAAGUUCUACUCCCUUUACGAUUGCAUGCAAGCAACUUCUUUCUAAAUUUUUUGCCCGCGUCAUAAUAUCAGAGGUCUCUAACCUGAAGUCGAACGAGAUUUACGAAGAAGGCGUCGGCUCGCAAAGUGGUCCUGACAUUAUGGAUGCCAUAGAGACCAAUUUCGAUAGUUACUGCAUGGUCAUCAUACCUGCUGUCCUUCAAGGUUGCGUUAGUGAGCUAGUCCAGGACGCGACCUUCCGUAAGCAUGCUUUGGAUCUUUUGGAUCCUUCUGAUAAACGUUAUCAGACGAUGACAAGCGCAAUAUCCAGCUUCGAGAUUGAGACACGUUACUACAGUGAUCAAGACUGGUUUCCUAUCAGCCAAUUUUGGACAAUGCAGUGGCUGGAAAUGCCCAGUGACAUUGCUGCUUGGCGAUGCUUUAUUUUGUAUAUCUCCAUGUGCAGUAUCGAUGCAUUUGAGCCCCUGUUUGCGCAGUGCAUAAAGGAAGUUGGCAAGGAAAAUUUGAGUCGAACUCGUUUUCGGUACGGACAAAGUAUUGCUGAGGAUGGACUUUCGAUCUUCAAUAGUGAACAGAUAUUUGACGGAUCACUGAUCCAAAUCGCUGCACAAAUUGGAACUAUCUAUGAGGAACAGGGGCUUGCUCGGCUACUGGAGUAUGAUGACGUUCUCUUUAACCCUUCGAAAAUUCUUAUUUUGUAUAUGCCAUGUCAUAUACACGAGAACGACUGCGAAGGAUAUCGUUGCGCUUUGUCGAAACUACUGGACCUAGGCGGAGAUGCCAAUGGCACAUACUCAUGGAUAACACCGCUACAAAUUGCCGUGGCAGCCUGGGACCGUCCAGGAGUAAGCACACUACUCCGUGCGGGCGCAAAUCCGAAUCAUUGCGGUAAUGGUGAUACCAUUCCUUGGGAUAAAGGCUCAAUAAUGCCUCGUUUCAGUCAUUUGCACGGCGCGAGUCCUUUACAUAUCCUACGAACUACUGAGUGUAUCGUUGAAGAUCGAGAGGUUCUUACAAGGAGCCAAGUACCAGUCUCUCAAGUCGGACGUGAGGCACACAGCAAAAUGAUGAGCAGUAACAAAGCAAAAGUGCCAAAUCCGGGAGGAGGACAAGCCGGUAGACGCUCAGAAGCACCACCUGACGACCAUCGAUUUCGAUUGCACGCCCGUCAAUACCCUCAGCUGACCGCUCCGGAUUUCGAACAACUAAAGAGAAGACCAAGCGAUGAAGUCCUUUGGUUAGCACAGGCUCCUGCACCAACAUCCUAG